Messenger RNA from Amphiprion ocellaris (clown anemonefish), 6316 nucleotides. RefSeq names its product Ets2 repressor factor like 3 (gene erfl3). The record is from RefSeq and is a predicted model, not a curated record. Gene Ontology annotation, biological process: regulation of transcription by RNA polymerase II; cell differentiation. Gene Ontology annotation, molecular function: sequence-specific DNA binding; DNA-binding transcription factor activity, RNA polymerase II-specific. The coding region runs from base 602 to 2833 and encodes 743 amino acids. The transcript has 5 exons. Gene Ontology annotation, cellular component: nucleus. Lineage: Eukaryota; Metazoa; Chordata; Actinopteri; Pomacentridae.
GCACGGGGGGUGGGGGGGAGGAGAAAGUAGCACUGAGUGGUGUGAGAGUGAGUGGAGGACUAAAAAAAGUGUGUGAAGAAAGAGAGGCUUCUUUCUAACGUUAAUUUCUGUCAAAGAAGUAACUGAGGACUGAGGCGGAGACAUGUCAAACGGCGACGAAGAUGCAGUUGAGACGGAGUAAACAGCUACCGGACAGUUAGCGGAGCAACUUGUUACAACAGACGGAGAAAGGCUUCCCUGGCUGGCCCGAGUCGGGACGGUUGGCCGUUUUUCGCCGCAACUUGAACAGACCUCAACGCUACCGGACGAGAGAGGAGGACCAACGCGGUCUCUGGCGGAAAACAAGCCCUUCGGUCGGUGUGGUUGUUUGGCAGAGUGCCGGGGAAACGGACCGAGAGAGCGCGGCGGCUCGAAAGAAGAGAGAGCUGCUAAAGCGGCAGCUGCAAAAGUUUGCGGUGCGUCUUCACCUAGUUUUCCAGAUUGGAAACAAGAGCGGGAAUAAGAGGCCGAGAGACUGACUUUUCGUUCCUCAAGCAACUUGGUGGAAUUCUUCCAGUUUACCGAACUUUACUGGCCUGCCAAGUUAGCUAAAGCAGAAAGAAUGAAAACACCUGGAGAUACUGGGUUCGCCUUCCCAGAAUGGGCUUACAAGCCUGAGUCGAGCCCUGGGUCCAGACAGAUCCAGUUGUGGCACUUCAUCCUGGAGCUGCUCAGGAAAGAGGAAUAUCAUGAUGUCAUCGCUUGGCAGGGGGAUUAUGGCGAGUUUGUAAUCAAGGACCCAGAUGAAGUGGCCCGGCUCUGGGGGGCCAGGAAGUGUAAACCCCAGAUGAACUAUGACAAGCUCAGCAGGGCCUUGAGAUAUUACUACAACAAGAGAAUCCUUCAUAAGACCAAAGGAAAGAGGUUCACCUACAAAUUCAACUUCAAUAAACUGGUUUUGGUCAAUUAUCCCUUCAUUGACAUGGGCUCUACUGGAGGCAGUGUUCCCCAGAGUGCACCUCCUGUCCCCACUGGUGCCGGGACCCACUUCCGCUUCCCUCCUUCCACGCCCUCUGAAGUCCUCUCCCCUAAUGAGGACCUGCGCAGCCCAGGGGGCAUGUUCAGCUCAGUGGCCCGACGAAUGGCGCGUGGCUCCGUCAGCGAUUGCAGCGACGGCACCUCAGUUAAUUCUGAGAUUGAGGAGGGUAACACGGGAGCAGGAGAAGAGAGGGGAGAAAGGGCUGUGAGUGGAGGAGGAGGAGCUGGUGGUGGAGCAGGCUACCGUAGUAUCAUUCAUCCCCGUCUGUCUCAUGAAACCCUGUUCCGCAUGUAUGGGGGCCCAGGUAACCCUGCUGGGCACCCAGGCUCCCGUGGCCACACCGGACACCGUAUCCAUCCCGAGCCCUUGUCCCCCUUCCCUGUCUCCCCUCUGCCAGGGCCGGGAGGUGCCAGCCUCUUAGCCCCUCCUCUGUCCCCAGCACUCUCCAUGACCCCCACAUCUCAUCUGGCCUACACUCCCUCACCCACUCUUUCACCCAUGUUAGGCUCACACUUCUCCUUCAACCCAGAGGACAUGAAGCGCUACCUGCAGGCCCAUACCCAGUCGGUGUACAACUAUGGCCUCAGCCCCAGAGCUUUCCUCCAGUACCCCAACAUCGUCAUCCCUCAGCCCCACCGGCCUGCCGCAGACAAGGCCGGUCUGACUGCAGAGAGAGGAGCCACCGAAAGAGUAGAAAGAGCCACAACAGCUGGGGGAGGAGAAAGAGGGGGAGAAAGAGGGGGAGACAGGCACCACCAUCCACCUCUUGCUCAUUCCACCCACCACCACCCGCAUCUUCCUCACUCUGCCCAUCCUCACUCGCAUUCCCAUCCCAUACAUCACCCACUCCAUUUGGGUGAGGAGCCCCCACACAUGUCUCCCUUCAAGUUCAAGCUGCAGCCACCUCCACUGGGCAGGAAGCAGAGGGAAGGGCAAAGCCAGAGUAAACCCAGGCAAAGUUCACUGUCUUCAGGCUCAGGAUCCGGGUCCAUGUCCUCUACCUCUGGCCUGGGAUCCUCGCUGUCAUUCGGCAGUGACCUGAGUUCAGCCAGUGGCUCAGGUUUGAUCUCUGCCUCCUCUUCGACGCAGUCUCUAAACAGUGCCGGAUUACCCAAGAUAAAGGUGGAGCCCAUCUCUGAUAUAGAGUCAGAGGAAGAAGUGGAGGUGACUGACAUUAGUGAUGAAGACCCAGAUGAAAGAGAUGAGGAGUUUGAGCUCUUUUCCCCUCGACACUUCAGAGCAUCUAACCACCACCACCACCACCACCACCACCACCAUCAUCAUGUUAACGGCACAGUCACAACUCAACAUCAACCCCAUCCUGAUGAAGACCUGGACGAGGACGUCUUCAAAGCCCCUGCUCCUCCUCCGCCAGGCCUGAUGCCUUUCUUCACCUCACAGCACACACAGUCCAAUGCACAUCGUGGCCUGCCCACCCUCAAGUGCGAACCCCCGGAGCCAGCUGAGAGCAACACAUCCCCUUCUCAGACGGCCUCGGCAGGAGCUCCCCAGACCAAGUGCAUCCCUCUCAAGCUCCGCUUCAAGAGACGCUGGAGCGAAGACCAGCGGAUGGAGGCCUCACAGGAGGAGUCGGAUGACAAAAAAGUACGACCAGAGGAGGAGAGGGAAAGACAGAGGCAAAGUAACGGACAGAUGGAGAUGGAGGAGGAUGGGACAGGCAGUGGCGAAGGGGAAAGUCCUCCCCCGUUGGCGUAUGAGGGCUCUAUAGCAACACCACUGGCCUCACACAGUAGGGCAAGCGCUGAGUUGCACCGUGCCACUGCACAGCUCUCUCUAGAGAAUAAAGACUGCUGAUGAGAGCCUUAGUCUAAACAUUACUGCUCCAGCAGCACAGGAUGUAGUACAGGAGUAUGUAAAUGGUUCCUCUAUAAUCCCUCUCCCACACAGACAAACUAGAUCCCCAAAACCUUCAGUGACCUAAGAGCAGAGUCCAAGAAACACGCAAAUAUUUCCACCAACUUAAAGACAGCCCGAUCCCUGUUGUGUUAGACCCACUGAAAAUCCUCUGUCUAGAUCAGGGUUCUUCUGGGGUGUAUCACAGUGACUGUAACAGCGCUGAAGCCAGAGGGAGACUUGCUCUGAAACCCAAGUUCACCUCCUACCCGGCCAGUGCAGCUCCAGUAGCACAAUGUCCACCUACAGGCCCCCUCAGUAGGUUUAGCAGCCAGUCAACGCUUUCUUUAGGGGACUCACACUCCCUUACUGCCCAGCAACACAUCUAGGACGACAAUGUGGACACCCAUGCUACUUUUCCUACAAGACAACGGGACUUUAAGUGCCUGUUUCUACAAACCCACAGCUCGUUACUACAGUGACAUGGAAAAAUGAGGGAGGAGGGCUACUCUGAGUUAUCAUUAACUCAUGAGGCCCUUUUGGGGGAAAAAAAAUGGGAUAAAAAUUAAAUUGUCUUGAAGACCGAAGCGUGGAGCUGUUGGAUAUUGUCUGACUGGCUCUUAAACCUGGCCCACUCCACUCAGGGAAGCCUAUUGCUGUAUAUCUAUUGGAUCAUGCACAAAAAUAUACACAAGCAAAAAAUAAAAAGCCCAACCAACAGUGAAUGAGACUGGUGGACUUUGGAUGCUCAGCAGUGUUCACUGCAAGACCAAACUCUGCUCAACAUACUGUUCUCUCAGACCUUAUGACUUUUAUAUAAUCCCCCUUCUGUCUCUCUCUAGUCCUGACCCUCUUUCUCUUGCUGACCACCUGUGGAAAUAGCAUGACUCUAUAAAUUUAACCCCAGAGAGGAGGGAGGAGAGAAAAAGACAAGGAUGAAGAGGAUCUGUGGAGGGGACCAUAAGGGGAAGGCUGCAGGGGGAAGAAGGGGUUUGUGGGGUUCCAGCAACUGUUAACUAGCCAUUUUUACCUCACCUAACAUGGCUUGUACACUGAAAAAAAAAAAAAAAAAAAUCCCUCAAUUCUCAGCAGCACAGAAUCGUAGUUCACCAGCUAGAGCUCGUCUAACAAUCAUAUGUACCGGUAAUGUUAAACUAAACCAGCAAGCACCCCCAUCACAUGCACAGAACUGCCUUUAGCUCUUAAACAUGCUCCCUCUCCCUCAGACUGGACUGUAGUGGUGUCUCCCUCAGGACCUUAGAGUGUGUGUGACUGGCAGACCUGUUAUCUACAUAGGUAUGAGAGCCUGAGAGAGCAGGGAGCAUCUUAGACACACACACACACACACACACACACACACACACACACACACACACACACACACACACACACACACACACACACAGCCUUUCUAUGCCUUGUUUUUAUAGCAUGUACAAAAGUGCAAACUGAGCUCUAAUAUCUCACAGACUAUAUCUUUAUAUACUUUAAAUGGAAUUAUUAAAGAAAAGUUACAUUUUAAAAGAAUCCUAGCAUUUUAAUGAUGUUAUUGAUUCAGGAUUUUUAUUUUUAUUUUUUUUUGGAAGUGGAUUAUUUUGAGUGGUUAAAACACGUCAUGCCACUCACUACACAAUAUGGUAUUGUGGAUGGGUAGGUGGGCAGAAUGAAGAGGGGUGGAGGUCUGAGUUUCUUCUGGUGCAUUUGUUUCAGAGAUAAACAAGCCAGAGAAAAAUACAGCGCAGGCCAGUCUAGGAGAACAAGACCAGCAAGAAAGAAAAAAAAUUCAGGACUCAAACAGACUGCUAAUGAUUCCAGUGUGUAGUUCACUCGGCUGUUCACUUCAUUUGUAGUAGCUUGCCCUUUGAGCACGCAGCGCUCUGCUCUUUCCUGUCUACAGUCUAGCUCAGCUCAGCGGGGUUCUCUCUGGUUUUGAGCUGUCCUGUCCCCAGGCCACCUCUUCAGGCUGUUUGUGUGUCACAGUUAGUUCAUGGGAUAUUAGGUAAGUAGUAAUCCUUUCUCAUCAUAGGCCAGUUAGCAUAAUGCUAUGAAGUUUGCCACAGCUCAAGGAAUCAAGGGGUUAAUCGUUACAGUCAGACAUGUGAGCCCCAGUCCUGAAACACCCUUUCUUCAGACCACGCACAUUCACACACACACACUCGCAACAAAUCUGUUUGACAUGUUUUAACAUCCUGUGGCCCAGAUCAUCCAGGAAUCUGAUUAGGUAACUAAACCGUGUUGACCGGCCGCCUGUCCCUGCUUAGCCAGCAACAGCAUGGAUCUAUAGCAGCGGGCUGUGAGAUAGAUGGCCUGCAGGCUGUCUGUGUAGCUGAGCUGAUCGAAUUUCCUCAUCAGACCCCAGUGGUCUGGACAGGAGCGUGUCACAACAUGCACACACUCACUCACUCACUCACUCACUCACUCACUCACUCACUCACUCACUCACUCACUCACACCCACCAGGUCCUGUGUUUGUAUUUCAUCUGACAGCUGCCUUACUACUGCUUUUCAUAUCUCAACUCAUAAGACGUCAGUCCCACGUGGUCUGUACUCUCUCAUCUUUCAGUUUUCAUCUUUCCUUGCUCUGUUUCGGGAGUCGUCUAACUUCCUGCAGACUACAUUGUGAUUUGGCUCAGUCAUAAUAUUGCAAGGUAAAGAAGACGUUGAUUGAAAUCUGACUGAUAGACAAGUUCUCUUCCAUGUUUCAGGCCUCAGCAGUCAGAGAACAGUAUGCUAACAGCACAAAGAUUACAUUUCUCUAUCAAUAAAAUAAAGGUUUCCUUUAUUUGUCUGCUGUCAUGAUACUAUUGAUUGUUGUUAUUGUUGUUCUCAUUAGGUUAUUUACCUCUCCAACUGGCAUUAUUAUUCCAUGGCUCUGUUAGCUGUUGCUUUUUAUGUUGUGGAAAUCACUUUGGAUGAUGUGGAAUGCCCCCAAACUCCAUUCCCUGUUUUACACCCUCCAGCUCCUGAACCAGAACCCCUUUUCCUGUCUUUGGUUUUUACAAAUGUAAUAUAACUAAAAUGUGUAAUAUUAAUUUUGAUGCAGACAGAAAUAACAUUUGGGAUUGGGAAGGAAGGGCAGCGGCAGAGGAUUUUAUUUUGGGGCACAGGGGGAGUGAUUUUAUCUUUUCUGUCUUGUAUUGUAAUUUUAAUUUUAUAAUGUUACUUUUUUCUCUCGUAUAAUUUUUCUUCUUUUCGGGGGGUGGGGCGGGUGUAUCAUUUUCAAAGAAUGAAAAGUACAUGUAUUGUUUUACUGUGUAAAGGUCUAUCUUCUCCCUCUUUCAGUCUUUCACCUUAUCUCCCCUGAGCGGUUACAUAACAUUCAGAUGGAGAGAUGAGCGUUAAUACCAUGAUGUAACAUUGAAUUUCUCCUCUUCUUUUGUGUUAUUUUUUUCAGACUUGUAAUUAAGCUGUAAUCAGGGUUAAUUAAAACCAGUUAAAACUCAA